UAAUUCGGUAGUCAUGUUAAAUCUUUUCUGUGGUCGAAAAACUAGAAAAGAUAUAUUGUUAAUAAUCUCAGCCAUCUUGGUAACUCUUGCAACAGCCGCAUUAGGACACACGAUACUUGAAGAAUACAACUGUGGACAAGAAGACAUUGAGUACAAUGUUACUCUUAGAGGCGGUCAGUUUGCCGGGAUUUUCAAGGACCGUGGACCGGUAAAGAAUAUGCAGGAAUGUAUGCAUUUGUGCUGCAAUACAAAGAAAUGUGACGUGGCCAUGAUGCACGGAUCAAAAUGUUUCAAUGUGCAUUGUGUGAAUGACACAACUUGUGAGACGAUUCCAGCGGAUGAUGAAGAUAUUGACAUGCAAGUUGCACACAUGACUACUAAAGGAACAAGACAACUGACCGAAGCACCGGUAAGCGACAAUCUUAAGAGUUAUGACCCUGAAGCGAAAUGUCCGCACAACGAGAUCAUGUACAACGUAAAGCUAAUGGGUGGAUUGAAAGCUGGAAAAUUCACAGACAUUGGAAAAGUUAAGAGUAUAAAGACUUGUAUCAGAUAUUGCUGCGAGUCUAAGGUGCAGCCAUGCGACCUGGCCUUUAUGUUAAGUGACCGCUGUUAUUUGGUGAAAUGCUACUCAGAGGAGAGAUGUCAGGCAAUUCCUGCUGCCGCUAUAGAUCAUUCAUUCAAGCAGAAAAUGGCUUUCGUAGCGCCAUGGUUGUAUCAAAAAGGCAAGAAAGUUGUGAAAAUUCCAUCUGGCCAGUCUCCACAUCACUUACAAUGCGUUCAAAGCAGACGCUACACGAAGUCCCGACUCCUCGAUGGCCCAAACGCGGGGCUCUUCACUGACGUGGGGCGCGUUGCAAACCCCCAAAUAUGCACCCGCUUGUGCUGCGAGGAUCCUUCCUGUGACUUGGCCUAUAUGUUUGGUCGUACAUGUUUCCUUGUAAAGUGCUACAGCGAGAGAAGCUGUCGCACGAUUCCCGACGAAGACGCUUGGCGCAAUGAUACUAAUUUGGACAAAUCCACGCAAUACAUCGUUACACGAAAGUUUGGUGUAAAAUUAAGAGACGACGGAACUCCCGUUAUACGAACCGAAACAAACCGAGAAGAAGAGUGUCGCCUGGAUGGCGAGAUAAGGAACAAGACAAUUCUCCAGGCCGGCAUGGUAUCUGGAAAAUUGACGCAUCACAAAGGUGUCACAGACAUUAACUCGUGCAUAAAGCGAUGCUGUGAACAGGACCAAUGCCAUGUGGCUAUGAUGAUGGCGGAUAAGUGCUACACGGUCUUUUGUACUAAUAAGCAGUACUGCCAGCCUAAACCAGCUCCGGUAGAGACACACCACACCAACCCCACAGUGGCUUAUGUCAAGAGAGGAGAAAUAAGCUUUGCACCUAAACCAAAGUCGGUGAUGCCGCAAAUUGAAAGAUUCCACCCUAACGUAGUGCAAGAUGUCGAAGAAGAAUAUCUUGAAGCUGAUGAAAAUAACGUCAAAGGCAGUAUCGACGUGGAUGCCAGCCAACGCAGCAGUUUGCCGAGUAUCCCAAGUAAAGAGGCUGAAGCAGAGGUCUCUGGGAGUGGAGGCAUUGAGGAAGUCGAAGAGUAUCAAAGUGGUAGUGGGGACAGUGAGAGUAAUGAUGAUAGUGGUGACCAAAGCGGGUCGGGAGAAAAUGUAGAGCAGGAUGAGGAAAGUGGAGACGAGUCCAGCGGUGAGAGCGGAGCUGAAGACAAUGAAGCCGAAGGUAGUGGGAAUGAGGAUAGCGGAGCUGAAGAUAGCGGAGCUGAGGAUAGCGGAGCUGAGGAUAGUGGAGCGAGCGGAGAGGAAGAAGACAGUGGGGUCAGCGGAGACAGCGGAGACAGCGGAGACAGCGGAGACAGUGGAGACAGCGGGGAUAGCGGGGAUGAAGAAAGCGGCGAUGAAGAUGAGGAUAGAGAAGAUGAACUUCAAGGACUGGCCCAACUCAGGAACAUUCUGAGCCUCAAAGGCGUUCUUUAAUCAUAGUUACAAUAGUAAAACGGUAGUUUUAAUGGAAUCAACAAUGCUUCGUAUAGGAGUUUAGUUUUUUUUUUUUACGUCAAGAAGUAGUGGCUCAGACUCUGAAUACUUGGGGAUGCGUGUUUGCUGACGAGGCCUUAUUUCAGGGCCUUUUGGCCCAAAGGUUGUUUUCAACUACAUUCCUUGAGGGAGUGAAUUGCUUUUCAGUUUGUGAGAGAAAAAGAGUUAAGGAUCUACCUGAACGCUCACAUGAUCGAAAAAUACAGCACUUGACACAAAAUAAAGAUCCAUGGAAUAUCACUGUGUUUGCUCCGUUCACCAUAAAUUUUGCUUUAAUGCUAACUAAAGUAAAUUUUUCUCUUCGUCUUUUUUUAAAGUCUCUGUUACAACGUGUUACUAGCCUAACUACCUUUUAAAGACUUGAUCUAAACUGGGUAAAUAUGUACAAAUUUGGAAUUUCACAAAUUAAAACCCACUGUACAUAAUUGGUCACUUAAGAUAUCUAUAAUAUUAA
This is a messenger RNA of Pocillopora verrucosa, 2504 nucleotides long. RefSeq lists its product as uncharacterized. Gene Ontology annotation, cellular component: cytoplasmic vesicle; membrane. Gene Ontology annotation, biological process: neuron migration. The record is from RefSeq and is a predicted model, not a curated record. Lineage: Eukaryota; Metazoa; Cnidaria; Anthozoa; Scleractinia; Pocilloporidae.